CGGUGAGGUAGGGGAGAUGCGGUUUUCUUUUGUUUACAAACAUUUAUGUUCUUUGGAGGACAGCAAACCGACAGAAGUUGUCCGGUUGCGGAAUAUAUCUGGGACUUGUAUCCAACUUUGUUUUGUCAGCCAUGUACCUGUCUCCAGCCAAGCCUCUUCAAACUUCUCUGCACCCUAAGCUGUAUUGCAGCUCUCCUGUACAACUCUCCUGUACAAACCAGCACCGUGGCAGAAACUGCACUACAGUUGUGAUGAAUUCCACAGUACAUGAUCAUCAACUUGGAGCUGAGUCUAGAGCAGCCAUGAGCUGUGAGCUCAGCACCAUUAAUAACUCUGUGAUGCCUCUGCAACGAGUCACUGACACACCAGCAAAAGUCUUUGCUAGAUUAAAGGCCAAGGUUCAGCGCCAGAACUCAGAGGAGCAUGGUGGAUUCGAUUUCAUACCCAGACAGCCCUGUACGGCUGCCCCGAUAUUCAAAAAUAUGCAGGAGCCAUUAGUUGAUGAUGCUACAUUAGUUGGGCACGAUACAUAUGUUCUGACACUUUCACCUCCUGAGUGCAUCAGCAAAAACACAGACCAUACCGAAAUGACAUCACAUCUUGAUGAAGCAGGAGGCUAUAACCAAGACCUGGUUCACAAAUCUGUGGUUGAGAAAAUGAUCAUUGAAUCCUUGCCCCACAUAAAAGCACAGCAAAAGAAAACUGGGAUGAAUAGCACCAGCAAGUCCACAAAUAUAAGGCAAGCCCAAGAAGCUUAUGUUUUGCUGGAGCGCAUGCCUGAUGACCUACCUGCUCAGCUAGGACCUGCAAAGCCAACCCAAUUAAUGAAUUGUCUUAAAAAUAGAAGUUAUCAUGGUGUGUUUGGGGAGAAUAUUUUAAAGAAUGAUUUGGAAGGUGCCGUAGAAGACAGCAAUAGAGUAGAUAUAGUUCAGUGGUCAGACAUCACUGACCAAAGCCAGACAGGGUCAGAGAGACCAGAUAAAAGGUCAAAUAGUCUGUGUAAGCAUUUAGAAACACCACCACCUCCACUAAUGGAGGAUUCUCUCCUGCAACUAUCACCACGCAUCUCUAUCCCCAAGAAGCAAAAAACAUCAGUUAAAUCCAAACAGCAGACUAAGGAAAAAGACAAAGCUCUGGGUGGCAGGAUGAAUGUGACUGAGAUUCAUUUAAGAGAUUGGGUCUUGAAGCUGCAUAACAAAGAACUGAUUGUUGAUGGCAUUCGCAUAGACAACAAGAUCCCUUGGCACAGUAGUUGUAUAACUGAGCGAGUUUCAGAUAACAUAGUUAAAACUGCAUCUGGUGGGACCUAUGUACUAGUUGGAAAGAUGUCACUCCAUCACGGUUCAUCAUUUCCUUCGUGGUUUAUGAAGAAGUUCCUUUUUGGAUUUCCAGAAAUGUGGAAGGAGUACCUAAAUCAAUUCUUGACUGAUACAAAAGGAAGUGGAAAGAAUCAACAGAGGAACAAUUCAGCACCAACUGAACCACAAAAGAAAUGGCCCUCCAAAAAACAGACAUCCAAACAACUCAAGUCAAAAGACUCUGUUACCCCUGUUAGCUCUGCAGGCAGUAUACAACCUCAUAGUGCUCCAGUAUCCCGCAGUGGACGUCUCAUCAAACCUCCUCUGGAGUACUGGAGAGGAGGUAGAAUCACUGUAGGGCCUGAUUUGAAUGUUACAGUCCAUGAGGAUUAUACAUCAACUUCCAGUUUAUUGACGCCAAAUACAAGACCGGUAGUACUUUUUAAAUCACUGAAAGGACAGCCUGCAUACAAAUCUGAAAUGCAAAAUAGCAGUGAUGAGGAUACUUUGGUACCAAAGAGGUGUGUUAAGCAACGUAAGUCUUGGAGGACUGGGGGAACCAAAACAUGGGAAAAUACUUCAGAGACCAAAUCUCAGGAUGCUGUUUUUAAUUCUGACUCUGGAAAAAAAGCCAUUGCCAAAAAUCCUUCUUCUCAGCAAGCACAGUCUGAGCGAAUGCACUUGAGGAGGGGACGGUCAUAUUCUAGAGAGAGAAACUCUACUGGUUCAGAAUCUGAGGUCACCAAAUGUGGUGCAUAUUGUGGUUCAGCUAAAGCUGGUGUUUCUUCAGGCCAGGCCACUAAGAAAAAAAAUAAAACCCUGCUCAACCGUAACCAUCUACAGAGAGUCAUUCAGGGUGAUCAGCAUUUGACUACAUGCUCAGACUCUGACACUAGUUCCACACAACUUCAGGUUCUGAAAAGCACAGGUUCAGAUCACUUAUUUACACCUUCAGAUUCUAUAAAAGGAUGCAGAACAAAAGCCUUGAAGCAGAAAAGCAAAACAGUUCCUCACAAAACUACCAUAUCAGAGACUAAUGACUCUGAUUCCUCUAUACAGCAAGGUAAAGUGAACACACAGAAGCAAAACAAUGUUCUGCAGAAAUAUGAUUAUGUGGUAACUGAUGCUGGUGAUGAAAGUCCUCCUUCAGUUCAGAGUAAAGAAGAUAAAAGCAAGAAUUCAAAGUCUAGUCUGAAGAGGACCAGACAAAAGAAAAGCUCAGUAGCUUCUGAAAAAACAACAAAUGGACCUGCUCUCCUGGUUCAUAAACAUCCUGAGCAAUUUAAAAUGGCAGAUAAUCCUCAGCCUCCUGUGUCAAAUAAAACUGGAACGAAACCAAAACAAUCAGCAAGAUGUAAAACAAGCAAAAGUGAUGAAAAGAAACCCACAAAGCACUCUGAGCAAGAUGCCCUACAAAGAGCAUGGACCGAUAAAGAACUGGAAAAACUUAAUGAGGCCCUGAACUCCUUACCCAUGCACAAGAGUGGCUAUUGGGUUGAUGUCUCAUUGUUAGUUGGUACACGUUCAGCUGAGGAGUGCCAGAAACAGUACACUGCACUUUACCACACUCGUGGACGAACCAAAAGAAAACAUAAAGCAAAGACUUCUAAAACAGAUGAAUCAGCAAAAGAAACCGCUUUAAUUACUGCUAAAGUUGGAACACUAAAGAGGAAAAAACAGAUGUGGGAGUUUUUGGAUCAUAUACCGAAAGAUGAUCAUGAUGAUCUCUUUGCUGGCUCACCAAUGCACAGCAAACAAAUCAAGUUGCCUAUAUGGUCAACAAAAGGAGAUGAGCCAGACUUUGGUCAUUUACAAAAUCCACAAACUCCCAGCUCAAGCAUGUUUUCUUCAGUGAAAACACCUCAGUGUUUACACAUUACCCCAGGAAUGCUGCGCUCUGUCAACAGGGACAACAAUGAUAAGUAUGUUUACCACCUACAGAAGGUAAAAAGGCAAGGCAACCAUGGCAGAAAGGGUUGCCCUAAGCAGGACAAGUUCACACCUGUUACAUCAGUCAGGAAAAUGAAGAGAUGUGUAGCUGAAGAUGAUAACUUUGUUGUUUGGAACAUGCUCUCUGACAAGGAUGGUCCAUCAGUGAGAGCAGAGGAGGAGGAAGAGGAGGAUUAUUUUCUGGAGGAAUACUGAAUAAUAUGAAAAGAGUCAAUAAAUCCACAUUACACAA
Messenger RNA from Silurus meridionalis, 3480 nucleotides. RefSeq names its product MIS18 binding protein 1 (gene mis18bp1). The record is from RefSeq and is a predicted model, not a curated record. Lineage: Eukaryota; Metazoa; Chordata; Actinopteri; Siluriformes; Siluridae. Bases 132 to 3443 code for a protein of 1103 amino acids. The transcript is spliced from 18 exons.